Molecule: messenger RNA, 693 nt
Organism: Lachancea sp. 'fantastica'
Lineage: Eukaryota; Fungi; Ascomycota; Saccharomycetes; Saccharomycetales; Saccharomycetaceae
Source: the annotation of a GenBank genome assembly
AUGGCUCCCAAGUUUUACAGGCCUAUCGAUUUUGUAGGUGAGUCUGUUGUUCCACCCGAAACAGGCUCUGUACUUUCCUCUGAUGCUAAAGAAGCAGCACCAUCGCACGAUGGGAAAGGCUCUUUCAGCGAGCGUGCAACAGAAAUAAUUGGCGAUAACCAGUUGCUGGAUGGCAUUUCGGUAAGAUCUCCAGUUUAUCUGACGAGUUGGUUCAAUCUGUGGCGGACAAGUUUGGCCAGCACCGUAAGCAAAGUGGGUGCUACGAUAGAUGAAAAAUCCAGUAAAUAUUACCACCAUGAAAAACGACUCACGACUACCGUUGCAAACCUGCAUUCCGACCCAAGAGAAGAAUUGCUUCCUGGCCUGACGUAUACUUUGGUAGCAGCAAUGUCUGGUUCGGUGCUCACAAGAAACAAAAACGUGUUGGCAAGGUUGACAGCACCUUUAGUGCUUGGGACACUAUGCUACUCGUACGUCCUCCCCACGACCGCCUCCAACACUUUCAGCUUGCUGUUCGACCUCGAGAAACAGGCUUUCCCCUCCGUUGCUGCACAUCAACUAAGCCUUUAUACUAAGUGUCAAAACAGCCUACAGAAGACUGUUACUUUCACAGAAAAUACAGCCAAGGCAGUUUCGGGAACUUUUGACAAAGCUGCACAUUUGGUGAAGGAGUGGACCGGACUCAAUGUAUAA